Messenger RNA from Melitaea cinxia (Glanville fritillary), 2150 nucleotides. RefSeq lists its product as uncharacterized. Gene Ontology annotation, molecular function: nucleic acid binding; RNA-DNA hybrid ribonuclease activity. Bases 1 to 2031 code for a protein of 676 amino acids. Lineage: Eukaryota; Metazoa; Arthropoda; Insecta; Lepidoptera; Nymphalidae. The record is from RefSeq and is a predicted model, not a curated record. The transcript has 2 exons.
AUGACAACGGACAAAUUGAGCGAGAGGCAGUACGGAUUCAGGCCACUGACUAGUACUACGGCCGCCCUCAAAGCGGCCAUCGACUACAUUACCAAGACCAAAUCUGACGGACUGCUCACCCUCGCCAUCUCCCUGGACAUCAAGGCCGCGUUUGACAACGCCUGGUGGCCAUCCCUCCUCAACCGACUUCGACUCAUAGGCUGUCCUUCCAACAUUUACGGACUGGUACUGGACUACACGACCGACCGUACAGUCACCCUCGAUUACGCUGGUGCCCGCGUGUCUAAACCCAUGACCAAGGGCUGCAUCCAGGGCUCGACUUGCGGCCCCAUUCUGUGGAACGUCAUCUUGGACGAACUCCUGGAACUCGAAUUACCCUCCGGGUGUCGAAUACAGGCCUUCGCGGACGACGUUCUACUCAUUGUGGCCGCCAAGGAUCCACUUAGCCUGCAGGACACUACUAACCAGGCACUACACGCUAUCGUGAGCUGGGGACGGGGGGUCAAGCUCACGUUUAGCCCACAGAAGACACAGGCCAUCGCCUUCAGCGAUAAGGCCAAAAAUACAGACAUACGCAUGAACUCUCAUUCACUACACUUCCAGGACGACAUCAAGCUCCUUGGUGUCAUCCUGGAUAACAAAUUACGCUUCAACAAACACGUCACCCACGUCAUCAACAAAGCCACUGCACUCUUCCACAAACUCACACUAUACUGUAAACCCACUUGGGGAGCCCAUCCCGAGAACAUCCGCACAAUUUACCUCCAGGUCAUCCAACCAAUAGUCACUUACGCCGCCGGCAUCUGGGGCCAUGUCGUCGGGAGCCAUGUCGUCGGGAGAAAGUACAUAUCCAGACUGCUCCUGAGCAUGCAGCGGCGCUUCGCCCUCAGAGCCAUUAAAGGCUUCAGAACGGUGUCGACCAAUGCUGCACUCGCUCUGGCGCAAUUCACCCCGAUCGAUAUUAAGAUCCUCGAGGUAAAUCAAAUCGAACUCGCUCGACUCACGGGGAAUUGCGAUUUCCUUCCCGACGACAUCACCCUAGAAAAGCACAUACCCCCCCAUCACCUCCUUCAUCCCGCCCGAAGAAUAACAUUCAACCCUCACUACUUCCACUCUGAGGCUGAACUGUCCUCUCACCUCUCUUCCCUCCCCAAUCCCAUCCCAACCAUCUUCACAGAUGGCAGCAAACUCGAUGACGGCUCGGUCGGUGCCGCCUUCGUAUGUUACAACGGAGCGGGUCCGCCGGCCGUCAAGAAGUUCAUACUUCAUCGAAGUUGUUCAGUCUUUCAGGCUGAACUCUUCGCUAUCCUCCAGGCCUCUCGAUGGGCCUCCAAGCACAGACACACACACACACUCAUCUUGUCGGACUCCAGAGCGGCCAUCCAAGCCUCCCAGAAUCGUAGCAAUACACACCCCUUGGUUGCACACCUUCACGCCACACUACACGAUCACUCACCCACCGGCUGUAUCGACUUUGCUUGGGUCAAAGCCCAUGCAGGUAUAACCGGGAACGAACGUGCAGACACCGAAGCAAAACUCGCCGCUACCAUGCACAGAGCCUUCGACUACGAUCUCUUCCCCAUAAGCUUUGUUAAGCUUAUGGCCAGAGAGCGUAGUCUCACCGAAUGGCGCGAGAGGUACGAGAAGGCACAACAGGGCCAACACACCCGCGACCUCCUCCCUACAAUAGACCACAUACACACACUACUCAAAUCCACACACAUCACAUUCACACUCACUCAGACACUCACCGGACACGCCUUCAAUAAAUCAUAUUUACACAAAUUUAAACUCGCCGAGGACGAGGUCUGUCCCUGCGACGGAGCCACUCCUCAGAACCUGGACCAUCUCCUGAGGAGCUGCCCUGAGUUUUCGGCCUUCAGGCAUAAACAUGAAGAAACCUGCGGAUACCUUGGAGUGGACCCCUACAACUUAGUAGGGCUUCUACCCCACAGAGCCGGUAUCCGCUCCUACUUUCGCUUGUCGGACUCGAUCCUGAGGGUGCUCAAGGAGUAUAAUGCUAGUUCAUAAGUCUCUAAUUACUACUGUUAAAUUUUAUCUAUGUUAUUGUCACUUUUUUUACUUCUUAUUUUACCAUGUACCCUAGGAUAAGUAUAAAAAAAAAAAAAAAAAAAAAAAAAAAAAAAAAA